This is a messenger RNA of Danio aesculapii, 3033 nucleotides long. It is a transcript of the gene cntn3a.2, whose product is annotated as contactin 3a, tandem duplicate 2. Gene Ontology annotation, biological process: cell-cell adhesion. Lineage: Eukaryota; Metazoa; Chordata; Actinopteri; Cypriniformes; Danionidae. The transcript is spliced from 22 exons. The record is from RefSeq and is a predicted model, not a curated record. Bases 1 to 3033 code for a protein of 1010 amino acids. Gene Ontology annotation, molecular function: protein binding.
AUGGAGUAUCUUGCAGAUUGUCUGGAUUAUAAGUCUUUCAAUGGGCCAAAAUGGAGAAUGGAGCCAAGUGAUCUGACAGUGGGUUCACUGGAGGAAGAAGCCACACUGGCCUGUGAUGCAAAGGGCAUUCCUGCCCCUCAGUACAGGUGGUCUCUGAACGGCACAUUGAUUAAUCUCAGCACUGAUUCCCGUCGGCGACUAUCCGGGGGGAAUUUGGUCAUUAGGAGUCUGGACCGGGCCCAGGAUGGAGGAAUAUACCAGUGCACUGCCUUCAACCCACACGGAGCGAUUCUCAGCAGAAGAGCUAGCCUUCAGUUUGCAUACUUGAAUUUAAAAACUCAAACAAGAAGUGCUGUCUCAGUGCGAGAAGGCCAGGGGGUUGUUUUACUUUGUGGUACGCCAUCAUAUGCAGGAGAUCUCUCAUUUGCAUGGGUCUUUAACGAGUACCCUUACUUUGUUCAGCAAGACAAUCGACGCUUUGUCUCUCAGGAGACGGGAAACCUUUACAUCGCCAAAGUGGAGCCUUCGGAUGUAGGCAACUACACGUGUGUGGUGGUUAACCGCAUCACUAAAGGCAAAGUCCUCAGCUCCCCGACACCUCUGGUACUACGAACGGAUGGUGUUAUGGGUGAAUAUGAGCCGAAAAUAGAGGUUCAUUUCUCUGAUAUGGUUCCAGCAGCAAAAGGAUCAGUUGUGACACUGGAGUGUUUUGCUUUGGGAAACCCAGUUCCAGAGAUAACAUGGAGGAGGGCGAAUGGAGUGCCGUUUCCCAGCAAGGUGAAGAUGAAGAACUCAAAUGUAGUUCUGGAGAUUCCCAGUUUUCAGCAGGAAGACGCCGGAGGCUAUGAAUGUGUGGCAGAGAACAAGAUGGGAAAGAACACAGUGCAAGGACGACUGUCUUUCCACGCAAAACCUCAGUGGGUUCAGACGAUGCGAGACAUUGCUUUAUCAAUAGAAGAGAGGUUGUUCUGGGAGUGUAAAGCCAACGGGAAACCCAAACCUUCUUACAGCUGGCUGAAGAAUGGAGAACUGCUGGCGGCUGAGGACAGGAUCCAGAUCGAGAACGGAGCGCUGACAAUCAGCUCUGUAAACCUCUCAGAUGCUGGCAUGUAUCAGUGUGUCGCUGAGAACAAACACGGGAUCAUUUAUUUUGGUGCUGAGCUGGUGGUGUUGGCUUCACCCCCAGACUUUUCCAGAAGCCCUCUAAGAACCCUGCUUAAAGCCAAGACGGGCAGCACAGUCACCAUGGAGUGCAAACCGCAGGCCUUUCCCUCAGCCAUCACCCUGUGGAGGAAAGGCAAUGAAGUGAUGCAGAGGACUGACAGGAUAACUUUUCUCCCUGAUGGAACGCUUAGACUCACAAAUGUGACCAAGAUGGACGGGGGAAACUAUGCUUGCUUGGCUAGAAACCGGUUUGGUACGGCUAGCACUUCGGGAAGACUGUUGGUCACAGAUCCCACACAGAUCACGCAGGGUCCAGUGGACAUGGAGAUCAUUGUGGGCGAGAGUAUCGUACUGCCCUGUCAGAUCUCUUGCGACCCUGCUCUUGAUGUCUCGUUCUCUUGGGCCUUCAAUGGGCAGCUGCUCAGUAAGCUCGACCAACAUUAUGAGCAUGUGGGUGGGAGUACAUCUGGAGAUCUGAUGAUUCGGAAUAUACAGCUGAAACACGCCGGAAAGUACGUUUGUGUGGUGGACACAGAUGUUGAGAGUUUAUCAGCUGCUGCUAUAUUAAUCGUGAAAGGUCCCCCAGGAGCUCCAGAUGGCGUAACAGUGGAAGAGAUCACGGACAGCACGGCUCAGCUUUCCUGGAGACCCGGCCAGGAUAACGGCAGCCCCAUCACAAGCUAUAUCAUCCAGGCCAAGACGGCUUUCACAGUGGGCUGGCAAGCGGUGAACACGGUCCCAGAGGUGAUUGAUGGCAAUACCUUGACGGCGACGGUGGUAGAUCUGAACGCAUGGGUGGAGUAUGAGUUCCGAGUGCUGGCCAGAAACAGCGUCGGUGUGGGCGAACCGAGCCCCGCGUCUCUUAAAACAAGAACUGAAGAUGCAGUUCCUGACACGGCCCCCACCGAUGUUGGAGGUGGGGGAGGCUCCAAGUCAGAGUUAGUAAUAACAUGGGAGCCUGUGCCUGAGGACCUGCAAAACGGAGAUGGUUUUGGCUACAUCAUCGCUUUCCGGCCGUUGGGGGAAGUCAACUGGACGCAUGCUGUCACCUCUGUGCCGACACAGUCCCGUUAUGUGUACCGAAAUGAGACCAUCCUGCCAUUUUCUCCAUUUAGCGUCAAAGUGGGCGCCUACAACACCAAAGGCCAGGGACCGUUCAGCCCCGUUACCAUUGUGUUCUCGGCCGAGAAUGAACCCAGUGGUGUUCCAGACGGCGUGUGGGCCAGAAGCAUCUCUGCCACUGAAAUUGAAGUGAGCUGGCACAUCCUCAGCGUUUCAACAGAAAGAGUGUUGGGCUAUGAGGUGGUGUACUGGGAGGACGAUACAAAACCAGAGACCAUGGGCAAAGUCAGGGUGUCUGCCAAUCAGGACAAGGUGAACAUCAGUGGUCUGAGAGGAUACACGCAGUAUUUCCUGACAGUGAGCGCUUUCAACACAGCAGGCACUGGUCCCCUCUCUCCAACAAUCAAUGUGACCACUAAAAAGUCCCCACCCGGCCAGCCACCUUUAAACGUGGAGUGGAACCUGAUAGGCUCCAAGCUCACGGUUCACUGGGAGCCCGUCAUUUCCCUGGAGAUGGAGUCUGAUGUUACUGGCUAUCAGGUGUCUUACAGAAGGAACCGCCAUAAAGAAAUUAACACGAUAACAACAAAUCUGACCUCGGUGGAGCUCACUCUACCUGCAGAUGACGAUUACGUCAUACAGAUACGAGCGCUGAGCGAUGGGGGAGAAGGCAUGCCGACCGAGCCCAUCAACAUACACAAGCUUAGUAUGAGCGUACGAGGCUCCAGAGCCUGGCGGCCCAACACCAUCCCCAUCUCCUUGCUUUCUGCCAUCGCAUUAUCAACACUGCGACCAGCUUUGUGUUAA